Manduca sexta (tobacco hornworm) is the source of this 3775-nucleotide messenger RNA. RefSeq names its product retinal homeobox protein Rx3. The coding region runs from base 10 to 990 and encodes 326 amino acids. Lineage: Eukaryota; Metazoa; Arthropoda; Insecta; Lepidoptera; Sphingidae. The record is from RefSeq and is a predicted model, not a curated record. Gene Ontology annotation, biological process: regulation of transcription by RNA polymerase II. Gene Ontology annotation, molecular function: RNA polymerase II transcription regulatory region sequence-specific DNA binding; DNA-binding transcription factor activity, RNA polymerase II-specific. The transcript has 4 exons.
CGAGCCGACAUGGACGCGCAAGAGGAGAGGUUCUACGCCUCCACUCCCGACCGCUCGGAGACCAACAGCCCGCGCUCGCACAUGAGCAGCCCCAACUCCAACUCCUCUAUCAACGUGACCGACCAGAGCAUCUCCCUCACACAGCACCAGCAGAACCUGGAGACGCUGAACAGGAUGGGAAUGUUUUUCCACGCUCAGCAGAUGCAUCUGAACCAGUUUGAUGCUGUGAAAAGACUUGGUUUGACGCAAGUGCCCAGUGUGAGCCAGGGUCCUCGGCAUACGAUCGACGCGAUCCUGGGCCUGAACGGGCAGCGGCCAGUGAGUAGAGUGAGUGAGUUCGAGCCCCGGCAGGAGCGGGAGUGCGAGCCGGUGCCGGUGUCGCCCGGCGCUGUCGAGAGUGCUGGUGAAGGUUCGUGCAACAGUAACGACGGGUACAGCCAGCGUGCCGACGACAAAUCCCCUGCUGGAAGUGACGAAGACGCCCCCAGACCAGGUUCCACAGACAACAAGAAGAAACACCGCCGAAAUCGGACUACCUUCACCACCUAUCAGCUGCAUGAGCUGGAACGCGCCUUUGAGAAGAGCCACUACCCUGAUGUGUACUCCAGAGAGGAGCUGGCUAUGAAGGUCAACCUGCCCGAAGUCAGGGUACAGGUGUGGUUCCAAAACCGUCGCGCGAAGUGGCGCCGCCAGGAAAAGAUGGAGGCAGCUCGGCUGGGCCUGUCGGAGUACGGGUGCGGCGCGGGCGGCAUGCCGCGGCUGAGCGGGCUCGGCUUGCCGGUCGACCCGUGGCUCGCGCCGCCAUUGCUCACUGCACUACCGGGAUUCCUCAGUCACCCUCCAUCAGGGUACCCGAGCUACUUAACUCCCCCCGCGCCCGCGCCGGCGCCGCCCGCACCCCCCGACCCUCGCUCUUCCUCCAUUGCCGCCCUACGGAUGAAGGCCAAAGAACACGUGGAAAACAUCAGCAAAGGUCUCACCAUGGUCUAGUUAAUGCCAGAAACAAAUGGGGCUUAAACACAUGUCUGUAUUGAUGCAAAUUCGGAGAGGACAUGUUAGCUGUUUUAGCUAAAGUUAACCGCUGAAGGUAUAGUCCUAAAGAUUUUGAAACAUAAGAUGUAUUAUACUUAAAUGUGCACUAAGAAUAUAAUUAUAUCUGUAAUUUAUCUCUGUAAAUGGUAGAACUUAGAAGUGAAUAGCAAAUUUUCUGAAAAUCGUUUUUACGACUGAUUUUUCUAAUGGGGGAAUUUUGACUCAAUAAGGCCCUACUGAAAUCCUCACGAUAUUCUAAAGCGACGUCUUAUUACGUCCGUAUAUAGAUUGAGACGUAAUAAGACGUUUGCUUAGAUGUUUGAUAUGUUAAGAUGAAAAUAUAAGUCAUUGUAUAUAUUAGAAUUGUGUAUAUGUUAGUUUUAAUUGUCGUUGUUUGGUACAAAACAAGCAAUAAUAAAGUUUAAAUACAAUUUUAAGGCCCCUAAUGUUAUUAAUGGAAAGAUUUUUUUUAUGCACGACAAAGUGACAGUGCACCUGAUGGUAAGUGGAGUGUGGUCCAAUAGAAUGUCGACUGACGAGAGAUGAUUACUCCUCGGCAGUCGACACAAUUAUGCCGGCCUGUUGGAACCCGAUAUACACAGACUGAUUCCAGAACGCGACACACUUACGUGAGCCACUAUGGCGGGUUUUAACACCUUGUGUACGGUGGUCGCUAUUGGGCGAAUAUAAAUAUAUCCUACUACCAGCAAAAUAAAAGUUUUAUUCUUCAGUAACUAGAAGAAGACGUUGUUUCCCUACCAUUUUUUGCUUAAAUUUAAAACCAAUGUUCACGGUAUUCAGAUAAAUCAAAAUUAAUAAAUACCAAGUGAAUAAAUAUAUACAAAUAUUCGCAGAAACAGCUCAAUAGAAACUAAAUUAAUACUAAAUGUUUGAGAAUUGUAAAUAUACGUAAACGUAAUUAUACGUCGAGUAGUGUAUUCAAGCAAUAUGCGUGUGUAAUAUAUGAAUAUAAAAUUAUUAUGAAGAAAUAUUUAAUGUAAAUGAGUAUUUCUCAGAAUAAAUGAACGUAACGAAAUAGAUUUUUACAAAAUAUUAAUAAGAUAUUAUUUGGCCCAAAAGUAUUUUUAUUUCUCUUAAUCAAUAAAUGCUAUAAAUAUUUCAUAUAAUAGAUGUAUUAAGACAAAUAAAAAGUACAUUAGACAGAAAAUUUCGUAACAAUAUUCCGUAAAAACUAUUUCGUUACGUUCAUUUAUUUUGAGAAAUUCUCAUAUAACAAAACUAUUUCAUUUAUUUGUAUUUGGAUUUAUACUGGAUUGAAUUAUUGUGUUAUUUCUUUUGAAUAAUUACAAUUAUUACAAUUACUGAAUAAAUUUCUAAAACUAGAGACGUAAUGCACGCGCUCGUGUUAUUUUGUACCUAUUAUUUAAUUUAAUUAAAAUGUACUUAAUUUUAUGACUUAAAUUAAAAAAUAGUUAGUAUCUAGAAUUGUAUUUAAGUAUAGAAAUUUAUGUACCAAUGUGAAAAAAUGUAUAUACUGUAUUUAAAUGAAACAACUUAGCUAAACGUUUCACUGAAGUCUAUGUAUACAAUAAUUUCUCACCGUAUUUAGUAUUUACUAAUAAAUGUAUCUAUCAGUAUUUUCAAAAUUCUUCUGACUUUCUACGUUGGGCGAUAUUUGACGUCCAAAGUAACGAGAAAAAAAAUUGUGUAGGAAAGAUGGACUCACAAAUAAUUUAUUAGUAAGAACUUAAUUAUUUUAAUUUGGAAUAGUCAUAUAUCUAAUAAGUAAUUUACAAAGUAUUUUAUGUUUCCGCGGGACAGCUCUUCUUACGAGGAAUUCAUCUGUUAUAAAAAAAUAUAUGUAUUAGUAUUACACAAAUUUAAAUUUGUUUUCUCAAAAUUAAUAUAAUUUUUUUAUUACUCUUAAAUUUUAUUGCGAAAACAAUUUUCAAAAAAAGUAAAUGAAAGAUUGUCUUAUGACUAUUAAAAUAUUACUUAAUAUUUUUGAUUCUUAAAUAUCUGAACAAUGAUUCCAUUUACUGUGAAGUAAAAUUUUUCAUUUUACAUAUUGCUUUAUGAUUUGUGUUUACGCGAAUGUUAGAUAUUGAAAUGAAACUCUAUUACGGAUUUUAUUGCAGCCUAUUUAAGGCAACAAAAUCUACGAAUCGUCGUGAGAUUAUUAUAACAUAAAAAACUGCGAAAAAAUUCGAACAAUAGUUUUCUUCCAAACAUAAUGGUGCCUGAGAUUCACGCGGAAAUUGUAUACUGACAAAUAUCUUUCAAUUAAAUGAAUCAUGUUGAAUAUACUGUUAAUUUUACAGUCCUUAACUUAUCUAAUUGAAUUCCAAACGGAAUACGAACAUUAAUUUAUUUCAUUUAAAUUUUGAGACGACAUAAAAUUGUUCUAAAUUGAUUUAUACGAUUCAAUUCCACUUAUAUAAAAAAACAUAACUUUACUAAAAUAAUCAUUUUUUAAAUUUAAAAAUCUUAUUGAUAAUCACGUAAAAUUAUUUUAUUUCCUUAAAAAUAUUUUGUGAAAACAUAAUUACUAAAAAUCCUUUUUAAACUUUCCUUCCCUAAACUCUAUCAUAAGAUCAUAAUUUCUACAUUUUAAUCACUGUCAGACACUACCAUGGUUUCAUGCUCAUCAGUUCCUCAUCUACAGCUUCCGAUACAUUCCCUUCCCUUUGCCCUGUGAUGUGUUGUAUAUAUGUCUGUACAUACUGCGUGGAUAGUGCUAGCUAAGAGAUAUACAAUGAGAGAUAAUAAAUGUGUUCUUAUA